Messenger RNA from Sphaerodactylus townsendi, 2328 nucleotides. RefSeq names its product raftlin family member 2 (gene RFTN2). The record is from RefSeq and is a predicted model, not a curated record. Lineage: Eukaryota; Metazoa; Chordata; Lepidosauria; Squamata; Sphaerodactylidae. Bases 594 to 2123 code for a protein of 509 amino acids. The transcript is spliced from 9 exons.
CAGAAGCAAUUUCCUCUUGAAGCUGACUUCCUUUCUGGAAAUGAUUUUUGUCUCGAGCCCUGUUGAGGCUCUCUAUGCCCACUCUUUGACUAACUUGUCCUUUUUUGUUCCCUUUCUUUGUGGCUGUGGCGCUGGAGUUGGUCUUCUGACUGUAAAUAAUCGCACUGAAGUUUUCCUGUAACUUUUUAUUUCAGUUCUUUUCUUGCAUCACGGCCAUCCAGCCAAGAGGAACAGACAAAGCACUCAUUGGUGCCCUCUGCAACAGAACACUACUUCGAGGGCUGGCUGCAAAUUGACGUGGCAUGGAAAAUCUCUGCUAAGUUUGUAUCCUGUUAAAGAAGCACACUCGCUGAGCUUGGGGGCCUGAAAGCACUAAAAGGUUUCCGGCUGGGAUACAACAUGGAUCGAGAAUUUCUUUGUUUUCAAACCUGGGAGCGAAAUAUUAUUUUUUUCCCUUUGGCUUUCUGGCUGAAGGCAAAGAAAAUCUAAAACAGUUUUUUGUGAAUGUUUUCACCGAUAAACGGAUUUUACAGCACCCUUCAUUUCUGCUCCUGGCCCCUUUUCUGCACUUUUACUUUUUUGCAGACUUUACCAUGGGGUGCGGAUUAAGGAAACUAGAAGACCCAGAUGACAGCAGCCCUGGGAAGAUAUUUUCAACGCUUAAGAGACCUCAAGUGGAAACAAAGACAGAUUCUGCAUAUGAGUACAUACUGCUAGAUUUUACAUUGGAAGGUUCAACAAAUCCAGAUGCCAUCAGGAUCAGCUCUGUGCUGGAUAUUGAAAAAAAGGUAGAGGACCAUUAUGCUAGAGGUUAUGUGGUAGGAGCUAUUCAUCCGGUUUUGCUGCCUGUUGGACGGAGGCGGCACUUUCCAGCAAGUCAACUGUACAGAGUUGUCCUGCUGCGUCUCAAACUAAGCCAGAAGCAUUCAGCAUCCAGAGUACACAAACACCCCAAGCUUGUGAUUGAGGAGUGUCCGUUGAUGCACGAAACACUAACGAAUGAGACAGUAAAGGGGCUGUUGGAGAAGAUCAAUGAUGCCGCCAAAAGAGGGAUGAAGUUUGUGGGAUUUAUAACACAGCCGUGUCCUUCAUCUCAAGUCUGCAAUGGCACAAGCCUGGAUGAAAACACAGAGUCAGAUUCAACGCUGCGCAGGAGGAGCCAAGAGCCGAGGAGGCAAAACUCCUCGGAUGAAAACGUCAAGGCCUGGAGCGAUGGCGUGCUCAGCGGUCAGUCCUCUGAGAGCGGAAUAGAGGAAGAAAUUCGGCCAGACAGCGGACAGCGUCCAGACUCUGACUUUCAAGAUGGACGAGAAGGCAGCCCCGGCCCUACAAAACUAAAGAAAGGAGAAGAUAACAGGCUGUACACAGUCUUCAACAUGUUUGAGGAUGAUUCUGCCUGUUGGACGUAUCACGAUGGCAUUCAGUCUCUCAAAGUGACACGGAAGGGGCCCGUGAUUAGUACUUUGGAUGCCGAUUGGCUGGAAUUAACCACAUAUUAUUACCAACAAGGACUGUCAUUAAUUGACUCAUUUGUAUGCUGGGAUGCUUCUAAAGUUGAUCACCUCUCCAAAUCAUUAGAAGGCUUGUUUAUAUAUGAAGAAGAAGGUUCAAGAAUCCCAGGUUCAAACAGGAAAGGAAAUGAUGCCAUAGUUGUAGAACAGUGGACGGUCAUUGAGGGCAGUGAGAUCAAAACGGAUUACGGUCCUUUGCUGCACACUUUGGCUGAGUUUGGCUGGCUUUUAACGUGCGUGUUGCCUACACCAAUCAUUCGACUGGACAGUGAGGGUAACCUGGCCACUAAGCAAGUAGUCUUUCUUCAGAGACCUGUUAUGUGGAAUCCAGCUGUCCAGACACCCGAGAAGAAAUCCAGCAAGCAGCUCAGAGAAGAAAAAGACGUUUCAAGCAGACGUGCUGGACGAGACCCGGCCAUUCCCCACCCUGCACCACAAGCCCAGCGGACAGAGGAGCUCCGUUUGUCCCCUCCUGCACCAGGUGGAUCCAAGGAAGGAGGUGCCCAACAGGGAAACUUCCCGGGAUUUAGCAGCAGCAGCAGCGAUGGCCUACUGAGGGAACUGGACGAGGGGCAGUUUGACCAGGAAGUCACUCAGGUCACAUGUAUGUGACCAGUAAUGGGACGGGAAGGGCCUGUACGUAAUUCAGCAAGCCAUGAAACCAGGCCUUAUGUUUAUAUAUACACAUCGGAAAUGUCCGUCAGCUUUGUGGCGUAGUGGUUAAGAGCAGCUGCAUUCUAAUCUGGAGGAACCAGGUUUGAUUCCCCGCUCUGCCGCCUGAGCUGUGGAGGCUUAUCUGGGGAAUUCAGAUUAGCCU